GAAUGAGCACAUCUCGAUCGACUCCACGAUUGAGUCUGCUAUAGUCCUUUGCAAUGAUCUCAUGCCAUCUCACUCGCAUCGCGUGCCAGCUUACCCAAACAAAAUAGCAUGAUGGGUCAUCUGGACGAUCUCAACAACUAUGUUCCGCUCGGCUGUCUUGUAUUGCCUCAACGUAGGGAGCAAACAGAGCCAUCACAGACUGAAUCGAGAUGGAGUCCGGUCAUAUCCUUGGAGUCCAUCUGUGAUUUUGAGGCUCCACUGAUGGCGGCAGUCACAAAGCUUCUUGAACUGAAAUGGGUAAGACUGUACUAUUGUCAUGACAUUUCCUGGACACUUUUCAGAUGCUAUUUACUCCCGCAAGAUACUCGCCUGGGUUUUGAAGACCGGAAGAAACGCACGCCGAUCACGUGUCUCGAAAUCUUGCUCUCCAACAUUUUCGUCGAUCGCGAUACAUGGCAUUGCCAUCAUGAUUCUAGAUUGACAGAACGCUUUGAUCGGUGGGCUACCGUUGAGCCCGGCUCACUGUUCUAUCACUUCAAUCAGAUUCCAUCACCGAAGCCCGAUCUAGAUCUUCUUACGGACAAAUAUUAUCAGGAAGCAUUAGAGGACAUUUUAGAAGACAACGUACCGGGUCUCAAAACUAAUCUGUACCAUUAUCAGCGCAAAUCAGCCGGCUUGAUGCUUCAGCGCGAAGCAGCGCCCCAACGAGAGCUUGACCCACGCCUGGAGUCAAGAACUGCGCCAGAUGGGACGACGUUCUAUUACGAUGCUUUCAAAAUGGAAUUCUUCCGGAGUGCGCGGUACUACGAGGCCAGUCGGGGCGGUAUUCUAGCCGAGACUAUGGGCUUGGGUAAGACGGUGAUCUGUCUCGCGCUCAUUCUUGCAACUAAGGAUCUUGCGGCGCAUAUUCCACCAAAUCAUGCUCUAAAGCCAACGCGUGCGCGCUUAGGGAAGUUAACUGAAAUGUCGGUCUCAGUCGUUCACAGAUAUUCAGUCCCUUGGAAAGUGGAGUUUGACCGAAUGCGGCAUGCAUCACGUCUGGAGAUGACAGGCGCCGAGAAGAUACUUGAAUCUUCGCCGGCGACGUAUGAGAUACCCAAUGAGCCCACACGCCAUCACAGGCGAUCGUUCGUCUAUGUGCCGCCGCCACGGACAAUGAUCGUCUCCUCCACGACGUUGGUUGUGGUUCCACGGAACCUGUUUUUGCAGUGGCAAUCCGAGAUAAGAAAGCACGUCGACGAUGAAGGCCUUCAGGUCCUCGUCAUGGAUGACGCCAAGAAGGUGUUGCCUGCGCCUGAUGAGUUGCGCAGCUUCGAUAUUAUUCUCUUCAGCCGUAACCGCUUCGAGCUCGAGGAUCAAGAUGGACAAGAUGGACAGAAACGACGAAUGACACCCAGCAAAACAGAAUCCUACUGCACCUGCCCAUAUAUCGGGUCCUCGAGAACACGGGAUUGCACAUGUCUGAAGCCCGAGAUGUUAUACAACUCACCGCUAAAAUACGUACACUUCAAGCGUGUCAUCGUCGAUGAGGGCCACUUCUUUGGUAACAGCAGUAGCUCUCGCUCGACCGCGACUUCGGUCAUAGAUAAGCUGCUGACCGUGGACCAUCGUUGGGUCGUCUCUGGGACCCCCGCCAAAGACCUGCUUGGCGUAGAGGUUGAUCUGUCAACCGCCGAAGAUUCCUGGUCGGCUCCAGAUUCCAAAACCGGGCGCGAAAUGGCUCUGCAGCAGCGUAAAGCAUUCAGUAGCGAAGACACCAAAGGAGCGGUUGAGAGCUUGGGAUUACUCGCCUGCCAUUAUCUCAAGAUCAGACCUUGGUUCGGGAGCGACGAUAAGGCCAGCUGGAAAAAUUAUAUCUUCCGCCAUGAAGAGAUCAAGCCCAGAACGAAGUCAGGGUACACGCGCACUCUACGACGCUUCCUCGAAGGUAAUGUAGUGAAGACACGCCCUGAAGACGUUGAACGGGACAUAGAACUGCCACCUCUGAGAUCUACCGUAGUGAAGUUGGAACCUUCAUUUUACGAUAAGGUCACUGCAAACUUAUUCACACUUGUUCUCGCGGCAAAUGCGGUCACCUCCGAAAGGUCCGACACCGAUUACCUCUUCCAUCCAAGCAGUCACAAAGAGCGCAAACUGUUGAUCACAAACUUGCGUCAAAGUGCUUUCUUCUGGACAGGGUUCAGCGAAGAUGAUGUGAAGGGAAGUAUGAAGAACGGUCGGAGGUAUCUUGACAAGAAAGGGACCACGUGUACAAUCGAGGACAGGCGCCUGCUCGAAGAUGUGAUACAAAGCAACGAGCUUGUUACUCAAUCAAAAGGCUGGCGGUCAUUAAGCCGCUCGCAUGAGCUCGGAGUGUUUGUACAAGCUUGGCCAGAUGAAAGUGCAGAACAUUGGGCGUUCGAUGACAGUCGUGAGCCCCUGCUGGUCGGAAUAACUCAAUUACUCGACGCGCAGGCCUUUGUCAAUCGACGAUUGUGCAACUCAGAUCCCGGAGAAGAUCUCUCGGGGGCGGGCAUUAAAGCACUAGCGCCAUUACGACUCCACGCGUCACCAAAUGAUACAGCGAAUUCAAGUACGACGACAGACGCUUCAGAUCCCCUCCCUGCCAAGGAAUUGUUCAAGAUGUCUGGCAUACCAGCUUCCAGUCUUGCUGGCGAGCCACAAAGGAUGAAACGGUCAGCAUCAUCGAUGAAACCUGGAAGCAAAAGGAGGUCUGCAAUGCCAACAACAUCGACAGAUAUACAAAGCCAAUCUUCGCCGAAAGUGGGCACAUCGCCUGUAAUUUGUUGCUCUCGACCGUCUGAGCCACAGGUGAAGCUCCCGAGCCACCUCGCAAAAUCGAGCAUCAUAGGAACGGCAUCUGCGAAGCUGAGUUAUCUUGUUUCACAAAUCCUCAAGCACCACCAGAGCGAGAAGAUCCUUGUCUUCUAUCAGGGCGAGAACUCAGCAUAUUAUAUUGCUCAAAUGCUUGAACUACUGGAUAUUAAACAUGAAAUCUACGCUAAAUCCUUGAAGGCAUCAGUGAAGUCUGAUUAUGUGGUGCGAUUCAACGAAAAUGCCGAACAGAGGGUUUUGCUCAUGGAUGUGCAUCAAGCUGCUUUCGGCUUGAAUUUAUCCUCGGCCUCCCGCAUUUAUUUUGUGAAUCCUGUUUGUCGACCGAGCGUUGAAGCCCAGGCUAUCAAGCGUGCCCAUCGUAUUGGUCAGACUCGUACUGUGUUUGUAGAAACAUUAGUGCUCAAGGACAGCAUUGAGGAAAAAAUGCUCGAAAGGUCAAAGCGGAUGACGAGUGCAGAACACAACAAUGCCAAAGACUUGGAGGACGAUGGCGGCAUUCGCGUAAUCAUACAAGACGCACGUGUCUUGCCGAUUGCACCUCAGGAGCAUUCCGGAACUGGACAGAUGGCACCAUUGGACGAGCCUCAACAACUGUGGGGCCUGCCAGCCAGAGGGCACACACAGAAAUCUGACUACCACCACGAACAUUGGAUGUCCAUUCGGACUGUGGAUGUAAUUCGAUCCACCGAGCCUACAGUUUUCACAAAUGCAGAAGAGAACAACAGUCUCUCUCACAAACGUAGUCUAGUUGACACCGGUUUCGAACUGAACGAUAAUCAUCCAAGUACCGGUGCUCGUCAAGGUCAACCAAAGAAAUCAAGAGUCCUUCGCAUCAGCGCGUAGAAUGUGGAGAAUUGAACAAAUGCUUUCUUCU
Molecule: messenger RNA, 3709 nt
Organism: Dissoconium aciculare CBS 342.82
Lineage: Eukaryota; Fungi; Ascomycota; Dothideomycetes; Mycosphaerellales; Dissoconiaceae
Exons: 1
Coding region: 109-3678 (1189 amino acids)
Molecular function (GO): ATP binding; ATP-dependent chromatin remodeler activity
Source: RefSeq, a predicted model, not a curated record